AGGCAGGGCCAACCCAGGUAAGCUCAGGUGCAUGCAGUGCAUUGAGUGACCAGAAGGGAUGGAGCCAGGAACCACCCCUUCCCAGACCUCAUUUAAGGGUUGACAGUGGACAGGAGGGCAUUUUGCUGGAGGUUCCUAUUUAUAUGAUCCCUUCUAAAAGGAAAUGAGAUGCACACUGGGAUGUUCCUGCUCCUACUGCCUGGUUUAUAGGAAAGAAAUACCUUGAGAAAACAUAUGUGAGCUGGCUGGAGAGAGAAUGUUUGGGAAACAGAAACACUGACUUUCAGGAAGAGAGUAAAAUAGAAUUAUGUGAACAAAAAAAGACCUUCUAAAAAUCAGAAUAGCUUCAACAUUGCUCACUCUGCUGAUGGAUUCAUUAUUACAGAGAGAUUGUGAACAGGACAAUGGGACUUUUAUUUCUUCCCUCGGGAGUGAGGCAAGAAAGUGGCUGCUUAAAUCGCUAUUGACAUUCAGCAUGUGAAUUCCAGUUUUGAUUUUAUGAAUGGCCUCUAUCAUCACAUCUUGUGCGGACCGUCUCAUGCUCAUUGUGCUGUGGGGUUAGACACACUGUCACCAUCCCUAUAAAUAGCUGCAUUGGUUGCGAAGGGCUAUCAGAGCCUCCUCUGAAAGAAUAGGUCUUUUGACCAGUGGCAUUUUAGGCCACUUUUCUUCAAACUUUCUAGACAAGAUAGCAUGUUUUCCACUCUGUGGAACCUAGAAAAUGGACAGUAACCAAAGUAUUGAUCUGUGAAAUUCAGGCACCCAGUGAGUGUGAAGAGCACAGGGGAAAACCAAAGUUAGGAGCAAUAGGACAGAGCAUGCUCUCCAGAAGAAGUCUCAGCUGCGGGGCUUGCAAGGAGUAACAAACUGCUAUGCACAGAAAGAGAAGCUCCUUGUGAUCCAUCUGGAAUCUGAGCUGCUGUGCACAACUGCUGCAGUGUUGGACAGGUCUGCUCUGCACCCAAAAAUGCUCAAGUGUACCAGGGGAUGGGCGAAUGGUAUACAUCAUGUAGAAAAAUGGAAUCAAGAUGGGAAGCAUCUGUAGAAGUAAUAACAAACAUUUCAAAUUUGAAAAUUAAAUCCAAAGAGCAAGGUAGGCUCAGAGUGGGAUGAAGUCCAUAACCCAUCCUGAAAUGAUGCAAGAAGCAGCAAAUUAAAUUCUGCCUUUACAAGCUUCCCUCCACACCAGGGAAUCUGAAAAAAUGGGAUUUUUACAUCUCUCCAGCCAGCACUGAAAACGAAUGGGGAUUGAAUUGCUUUGCCUCUUUUUCCUAUUUCUGCAAAGAAAUAAUUAUGUGCAAGGGAUCUGUUCUCAGGAAAGUGGAGUGACUUGUGAAGAUUGUUUGCUUUCCGGACCGCACUGUGCUUGGUGCUUCCAAGAGAAUUACACAGACUCAGCUGGAAUUCAUGGGAGGUGUGAUACCCCAGAAAACCUUUUGUCAAAAGGAUGCCAGUUGAAUUUGAUUGAAUUUCCCAUUUCAGAAGUGGAAAUUCACAGAAACAAACCUCUAACUAUAGCAACCCAGAAGGACAAUUAUGAUGUCACACAGAUUUCUCCCCAGAAAUUAACACUCAGGCUGCGACCAGGACAUGAAGAAACAAUCCAGAUCAAGGUUCGGCAAAGUGAAGAUUAUCCAAUUGACCUCUAUUACCUCAUGGAUCUUUCAGCUUCCAUGGAUGAUGACCUGAAUACAAUAAAAGAAUUAGGCUCAACUCUUUCCAAAGAAAUGUCAAAACUGACAAGCAACUUCAGACUGGGUUUUGGAUCUUUUGUUGAAAAACCAGUUUCACCAUUUAUCAAAACUACAUCUGAAGAAAUAAACAACCCUUGCAGAAGUGUGCCAUAUGAGUGCUUGCCCACCUUUGGAUACAAGCAUGUUUUGUCACUGACAAAUGAUGCUGAAAGAUUCAAUGAAAUUGUAAAAGGACAGCGAAUCUCUGCUAACAUAGAUACUCCAGAGGGAGGAUUUGAUGCAAUUAUGCAGGCAGCUGUUUGCAAGGAAAAGAUCGGAUGGAGGAAUGACUCUCUGCAUUUGCUGGUGUUUGUGAGUGAUGCUGAUUCCCAUUUUGGGAUGGACAGCAAGCUAGCAGGAAUUGUUAUUCCUAAUGAUGGGAACUGUCAUUUGGACCACAAUAAUGAAUAUUCCAUGUCAACUAUUCUGGAGUACCCCACAAUUGGACAAUUAAUUGACAAACUUGUGCAAAACAAUGUUUUGGUAAUUUUUGCUGUCACGAAUGAACAAGUUCACACAUACGAGAACUAUGCAAAGCUUAUUCCUGGAGCUACUGUUGGACGACUGCAGGAGGAUUCCGGAAAUAUUCUCCAGCUGAUCAUUGCUGCGUAUCAGGAGCUGAGGUCCGAAGUAGAGCUGGAGGUCUUGGGGGACACAGAAGGACUCGAUCUCUCUUUCACUGCCGUCUGUAACAAUGGGACCUUUUUUCCACAUCAGAGGAAAUGCUCUCACGUGAAAGUGGGAGACACAGUCUCUUUCAAUGUGACUAUAAGUCUGCCCACUUGUGAUAAAACCACCAGGUAUGUUGUGAUAAAACCAGUGGGUCUCAGUGACAUGCUGGAAAUGGAAAUCCUCCCUCAGUGCAGCUGCAGCUGCCAGGCCAAGGCUGAGAGGAACAGCUCGAAAUGCAACAAGGGGAAAGGCACUUUUGAGUGCGGAGUGUGCGUCUGCCACCCCGGGUACAUGGGUCCACACUGCGAGUGUGAUGAGAAUGCUCUCAGCACUGGAUCCUGCAAGGGCUCUGUGGAGCAGAGCUCCUGCAGCGGGAGAGGCAGCUGCUAUUGCGGGCAGUGUGUUUGCCACCCAUCCAUGUAUGGAAGAGUUUACGGAGCGCAUUGUGAGUGUGAUGACUUCUCGUGUGUGAGACACAGAGGGCUUCAGUGUGGAGGCAAUGGAGACUGUGACUGUGGCGAAUGCGUGUGCCACAGUGGGUGGACUGGUGAAUACUGUAAUUGCACAACUGACACCAGCUCCUGCAUUUCUGAGGAUGGAAUGCUGUGCAGCGGGAGAGGUGAAUGCAUCUGCGGGUCGUGUGUGUGCAUUCAUCCAGGGGCCUCAGGCCAAACAUGUGAAAAAUGCCCACUGUGUGGUGAUCCUUGCAGUUCCAGAAGGAGCUGUGUGGAAUGUCAUUUGGCUUCUGAUGACAAGCUGCAGGGAGAAUGCAAUGAAAAAUGCAAAUCAGUUGAUGCAACUGUCAGCACUGCAGAGGAUCUUUCCGAGGAUAAAUCCAUUCCUUGCUCUUUGCAGGGGGAAAAUGAAUGUAUAACCACUUUUCUUCUGGCUGAGGAUGAGCAGGGCAAGACAGUCAUACACAGCAUAAAGCAAAAAGAUUGCCCAGAGCUUCCAAAUAUCCCAAUGAUAAUGGUGGGCGUCACCCUUGCUAUCCUUCUGAUUGGCAUUGUGCUACUUUGUAUAUGGAAAUUGAUGGUUUCAGUUCAAGAUCGAAAAGAAGUGGCCAAGUUUGAAGCAGAAAAAUCAAAAGUUAAAUGGCAAACGGAAACAAACCCACUGUACAAAGGUUCAACAAGCACUUUCAAAAAUGUAACUUACAAGAACCAAGAAAAGCAAAAAGGGGCCAUGGCUGCAGAUUUCUAUUAGCACUUUGAACCCUACAAACUUAGUUUUACUGUCGAGAAAUCUAAAAACACUAAUUUUUGUCUCUUCUCAGUUGAUUAUGUGCAAUCUUUGUUUGCACACUGCAGUGUAAUCAUUCUGUUAGAUAAAAUGUAUCUUGUGGUGGGAGAGCUAUAGAUAAUAAUAGUAGUAAAGGUUAAAGAAAUAUAUUUUUUACAAACUUUAUUAUUAAACAACUUCCAUCUCAGAAAAAA
Tympanuchus pallidicinctus (lesser prairie-chicken) is the source of this 3841-nucleotide messenger RNA. RefSeq names its product integrin subunit beta 6 (gene ITGB6). Bases 1242 to 3611 code for a protein of 789 amino acids. The transcript is spliced from 19 exons. Gene Ontology annotation, cellular component: focal adhesion; cell surface; integrin alphav-beta6 complex. Gene Ontology annotation, biological process: cell adhesion mediated by integrin; integrin-mediated signaling pathway; cell migration. The record is from RefSeq and is a predicted model, not a curated record. NCBI's taxonomy places the organism in Eukaryota, Metazoa, Chordata, Aves, Galliformes, Phasianidae. Gene Ontology annotation, molecular function: integrin binding.